This is a messenger RNA of Ceratotherium simum simum (southern white rhinoceros), 3137 nucleotides long. The record is from RefSeq and is a predicted model, not a curated record. Lineage: Eukaryota; Metazoa; Chordata; Mammalia; Perissodactyla; Rhinocerotidae.
AUGGAUACCAACUUCAAGGACAGCAAGCUCCCUGAAACCAAGGAGUCUGCUGUUAAUAAUGCUGAAAAUGCCUCUUUAGUUUUUGGAAAUGGGAACCUUGUAACUCCUCAGAAACACUCGCGCAAAGUGACUCCUAAUUAUUGCACACCGGAUAGUUUUAAAUCACCUUUGAACUUUUCCUCAGUAACUGUAGAGCACUUGGGAAUUACAUCUGACAGCUUUGUGAAGAACUCUUCUGGAAAGUCAUCAUCCUACCUUAAAAAAUCCAGACGACGCUCUACAGUCGGUGCCCGGGGCUCUCCUGAAACAAACCAUCUUAUUCGUUUCAUUGCUCAACAGCGGAAUUUAAAGAAUGCAGAGAAAUCUCCUUUGACACAGAAUUCCCAUUUUCAGGGCAGCCCUGUACUAUAUCAAAAUGUUAAUUCUUUAAGAGAACGAAUAUCUGCUUUCCAGUCGGCUUUUCACUCCAUAAAGGAAAACGAGAAAAUGACUGACUGUCCUGAAUUCUCAGAGGCAGAAGGAGAGUUCAAGACAACAGGCUUGACCAAAAAGGAAAAUGUUGGUGAAUGUCAGCUCUCUGAGUUCCUUGCAAAGUCAUCGUCCAAACGUCAGAGAAUAUCCUCUCAGAGCACCUCUGAUGAAAAUCUAACUGGUACAGUUGGUCUCCAGAUAGUCAGUAUUGCUACUUCUUCCGAUGCAGGCAGAAUGUGCGCUGUUGAAACUUCUCUUGCAGAUCUCUCUGAGAAAUCUUCUGAAUCUGGUUUAACACAGUCUGGAUGGUUAGUUGAAGAGUCUGUUCCACUUCCAGAACUCACGGAGGAUUCAGGUGGAAUCAAGGUUGCUGACUGUGUAGAGGGCAGAGGAUCAUGCGAUGCUGUUUCACUUGACAAAUUUACACAAGUGAGCACAGAUACAGCUCCUGAAGUCAGGUCACCGGUCAUUGCACUGUGCAGAAGGGACAGUCCGUCCUCUGAGACCAUCGUUCUGCGUUCUGUGCUGAAGAAACCUUCUCUUAAGCUAUGUCUAGAAAGCCUCCAGGAGCACUGUGACAACCUUUGUGACGAUGGGACACAUCCAAGUUUAAUCUCAAAUCUUACAAACUGUUGUAAAGAACGAAAAGCAGUAUCGGCCUGUCUAAAUAUGAGGAAGAGGAAGAGAGUUACUUUUGGAGAGGAGCUAAGCCCUGAAGUGUUUGACGAAUCUUUGCCAGCAAAUACACCAUUGCGUAAAGGAGGAACGCCUGUUCGUAAAAAGGAUUCAAGUGAUGUCAGUACCCUGCUACUGGAGCAGUCACCAGUUCCUGAGCGGUUACCGCAGCCAAAUUUUGAUGACAAGGGGGAGAAUCUUGAAAACAUAGAACCUCUUCCUGUAUCGUUUGCAGUUCUGAGUCCUCUUAAGUCUUCAAUCUCUGAGACUCUUUCAGGCACUGAUAGCUUUAGCUCUUCAAAGAACCACGAGAAAAUAUCCUCCCAUGGAGUUGGUAGAAUAACACGGACCUCUAACAGAAGAAGCCAAUUGCUUAGUUUUGCAGAAGAGAGUGUUUGCAGCUUAUUUAAUACAGAAGCUCAGCCCUGUAAAGAAAAGAAAAUUAAUAGGAGGAAGUCUCAGGGAAGCAAGCGCACAGACAGAGGACUUCCUAAAAAGAAUCAAGUUUUAAAAAGUUGCAGAAAGAAGAAAGGAAAGGGAAAGAAAAGUGUUCAGAAGUCUUUAUAUGGGGAAAGAGAGAUUGCUUCUAAGAAGCCGCUCCUAAGUCCUAUUCUAGAGCUGCCGGAGGUCUCUGAGAUGACGCCUUCGGGUCCAAGCGUCCGGAGGAUGUGCCGAGAUGAUUUCAACUCAAAUGGUGAACUUGAAGAAGUGAAGCUUGCUAAAAGAAAGACUCUCUUGCUUCAGAACCCAGAAGAUUUGCAGAUGAAUCAAGGCUUUAAUAAGUACCAUGUAUCUGAAUUCUGCAGCUCUUACAUAAAAAGUUCUUCAUUGCUUGUUAAUGCUACUUUUGAUCAAGAUUCAGAUAUAAAUACUCCAGAAAUUAAUGACAAUAAAAAUAUUUCAAAAGCAGAAAUAAAGUUGGAAAGUCAAAAUGAACGAAAAACUGGGACUGAGAAUGGAAAUAGUCAUGUUUCUUGUGCUUCUGUGAUUGAAAAACCCAUUGUAUCAGAUAAUCCAAAGCCUGAUUUUAUCCUGCAGUCCCAAGAAUUUUCUGCUUCUGGUCAAAAUGUGGAAAACCCUUUUCAAAUAUUUAAAAUUUUAGAAGAUAUAAACAUAAAAUGUGAAAAACCAGAUGAUUUCUUAGUAGCUACAGAAGGAAAACUGCAGACCAAGCAUUUAAUGUCUGACUUACAAAAAGAAUGUGAUUGUUCAGAAGCUGUCUUAAUUGACAUUACAAAAGAAAGUAAAAAUCAAAGUGAGGAUUUGGGAAGAAACUCCGCAGAAAGUAGUGGUGUGAAUUGUAGAGCAAGGAAACAGAGAAGACGCUCCAUGUAUUAUUCUGAUGGUCAGAGUUUACAUUUGGAAAAAAAGGGAAGUCACAAAGCGUCCUGCAGUAUGAGCAGCUCUGCAGAAAUUAGUUUAGGAAAUUCUGAACUGUACAAAGAUUUAUCUGACUCCAUAGAGCAAACCUUUCAGAGAACAAAUAGUGAAACAAAAGUAAGACGCAGCACAAGGCUCCAGAAGGAUGUGGAAAAUGAAGGGCUUGUGUGGAUUUCACUUCCAUUUCCUUCCACCUCCUGCACUUCUCAGAGAACCAAAAGGAGAACAAUAUGUGCAGUUGAUAGCAGAGGAUUUGAAAGCGUGUCCUUCAGACAGAAACCGUGUACGCCGCCCUCCACAUCAGGUAGAGAAAACAGUGAGGGCUUUGCUGGAAGUUCUCCUUUACCUGGGAACAGGAGGAAAAGCUUUUGUACAUCUACACUUGCAAAUACUGAAAGCACUACUCAGUCAAAAUGCUACAAAAGAAGAUCCUUCCUCCGGCAGAAGGAAGAAAGCCCUCUAAAUGACGUGGAGAGAAGUGGACAUACUGGAGAACUAAAGCAGUAGCUGACACUUCCUGCAGAGCAUCUGGCAAGAGGGAAGGUACCGUCCAUGCUUAAAAGAUUCUUUCAUUCUGCUUCCCGUCCUCUGUUCAACUUCAGUGUUUUAAA